UUUUCAUUUCUAGAUUGAGUGUGAUUCAAGGAACUCCAACUUUAAGCAAGGCAUCUUUAAUAUGACUAUUAAUGAGAACCUUAAUUGUAGUGUAGGACUAGAGUAUUGUUUUGGAUAAAUGUUUUGUGCUAAAAACAAUUAACAAUCAAAGUUUUUAGAGACUGUUAAUAAAAGAAGAGUAGAGUUAUGUCUCAAAGUUAAGUUGGUGGUUACAAAACGAUGCAAUGGAGAAGUUAAAGGAUGAACAAAUGGAGCAUCAUCAAUUUUUUGAGGCCAAUGAUCCUUUAACUGAGUCCAUUUAUAGCCUUCAGAUUGCAAAGGAAGCACUUGAACAAGAAGUGAAAAAAUUUGGUGACAUUUGGAACCAACCUCUGUUAUCUGCUUCAUCUUCCUUGGAACUCAAGGCAUUGAGCAAAUCAGAAGAUUCCAAGGAUGAGUACCUCGCCGAUGCAAAUUCAGUCUCUGUCAAGACACUGGAGAAGCAAGGAUCACUAUCUAGAAUUCAAGUGCAAGUUCCUAACAAAAUUGAAGAUUUUGGUGACAUCAUAGCAGUUGUGGAAACUUGUAUGAUUGAGAGAAGUGUGUAUAAGCUCACAUUUUUAUUUUCAUUCCAGUUCAUAUUAUUGAUCUUGGUUUUUUUACUUUUCGACUCGCGGUUAUCAGUUGAUUCUGCCGUCGUUGCUCCGACAUGAAUCCGAGGAGUUACCUUCAUUGUGUGCAUUCUCAGAAGAUUCUAUGUUUGAAUCUCACAUUCCAGUAUCAUUAUGUAUGCUAAUCUCAUUUUGCUUACUGCUAUAAACUAUUCUUUGAAUAUCAAGUGUUUUUCUUUUCAGAA
Molecule: messenger RNA, 835 nt
Organism: Arachis stenosperma
Lineage: Eukaryota; Viridiplantae; Streptophyta; Magnoliopsida; Fabales; Fabaceae
Exons: 2
Coding region: 225-692 (155 amino acids)
Source: RefSeq, a predicted model, not a curated record